Heteronotia binoei (common prickly gecko) is the source of this 3838-nucleotide messenger RNA. RefSeq names its product nuclear receptor subfamily 2 group C member 2 (gene NR2C2). NCBI's taxonomy places the organism in Eukaryota, Metazoa, Chordata, Lepidosauria, Squamata, Gekkonidae. Bases 977 to 2890 code for a protein of 637 amino acids. The record is from RefSeq and is a predicted model, not a curated record. The transcript has 15 exons. Gene Ontology annotation, biological process: positive regulation of transcription by RNA polymerase II; positive regulation of embryonic development; cell differentiation. Gene Ontology annotation, molecular function: nuclear receptor activity; RNA polymerase II cis-regulatory region sequence-specific DNA binding; zinc ion binding.
AAGGGUAUUUUUUACUCCAAAUACAAAUAUGCCUAUACAUUAACACUCUCACACACAUUAGCACUGGGACAGCAUACAGGGACAUAAUGCAGUCUGUGGCAUCUGGCAAUAGAGAUACAUGGGAUGGAUAAAAGCCCUGGACAAGUUCCAACCCGCAGGCACUAUGUUUGACACCCCUGGAUUAUAUCCAAUGGGCCCCUUUGUUCCUCAAGAGCAUUCUCGACAUUCCUCUUUGGGUACCAUAUUUAGCUCAGGUGAGCCGUUCUGGGUGCCACCAUAGACACAAUGACUCAAGAGUAAGUUCAUGCACGCACUGGCAUUUUCCUUUGCGUAGCUAUGGGUGCCAAUGCACACAAGUAGUACCCGAUCCUAGGCGUGUUCAGUUCCUUCCGACAGGAUGGGGUUGCACCACCACCAGACAAGAGCGUUCCUGUGUCAAUGUCCGAACGGACGCCGGGCCUUCCAUUUUCGAAGCCAGGCGCGCAGAUGGAACUCCGGCAAGGAGGACUUCCUCUUUCGGAAAGAAGAGGGGCUGUUGGAACGGCGAGACGCACACAUUCGCAGGCACCCAGGUAGCCCCUCCCUCUUCUCUGCCGUUUCCCCUCCACUCCGGCCCCGCCUCAUUAGGCUGGGGGGGGGGAGGAAGAGAGAUGGAGGGGGCUGUGGACAGCGUGAUGCUGGGAAGAGGAAGCGGGGCAACGCUGCCAGCCUGCGACGGCAGCGCCCGGCGGGGUCACGAACUCUGACCUUUCACAAGAAAACGACAACCCCCCCUUCUCUGCCCCCCCCACAAACAAACAAUAACAGACGACCACUCCGCCCCCUCCUCCUCCUCGCGGGACACUUUUAACCCUCUCGGCGCCACCGUCUCUUUCUCCCGGGGGAGGGGGGGCCGAUCCAGGCCCUGACGGGAGACAGCCGCCGCCGGGUUCUUUUGGCGCCAAAUCCUCAGUUUCUCUAAUGAACGUCCUUCACCAUGACAACCAAUAUGGAGGUGCUGGCUCAGCAGAUAGUGGAAACACAGCAGGUGGCUGAGGUGCAAACUGUACAGACAACAUUAUCUGAAUCUCCAGUGAUGACCAGCCCCUCCCAACGCAUCCAGAUCAUCUCCACAGAUUCCUCUGUAGCUUCACCACAGCGUAUUCAGAUUGUCACAGAUCAGCAAACAGGACAGAAAAUCCAAAUAGUGACUGCGGUGGACUCAUCUGUGUCCCCAAAACAACAGUUUAUAUUGGCUAGUCCAGAUGGAACAGGAACAGGGAAAGUGAUCCUGGCUGCACCUGAGGCUUCUAAUGCCAAGCAACUUAUUUUUACCACAACAGAUAACAUCGUACCAGGAAGAAUACAGAUUGUGACAGACUCUGCCUCUGUGGAACGUUUGUUGGCUAAAACUGAUGUUCAACGACCACAAGUAGUAGAAUAUUGUGUUGUCUGUGGAGACAAAGCAUCAGGUCGUCAUUAUGGUGCUGUCAGUUGUGAGGGAUGCAAAGGCUUCUUUAAAAGGAGCGUGAGGAAAAACCUGACCUAUAGUUGCCGUAGCAACCAGGAUUGUAUCAUCAAUAAACACCAUCGAAAUCGCUGCCAGUUUUGUCGGCUAAAAAAAUGUCUUGAGAUGGGCAUGAAAAUGGAAUCUGUACAAAGUGAAAGGAAGCCUUUUGAUGUGCAGAGGGAGAAACCAACUAAUUGUGCUGCUUCUACAGAAAAAAUAUAUAUCAGAAAGGAUUUGCGAAGUCCUCUAAUAGCAACUCCAACCUUUGUAGCUGAUAAAGAUGGAGCUAGAUCUACUGGUCUUCUUGAUUCAGGGAUGCUUGUAAAUAUUCAGCAGCCGCUAAUACGGGAUGAUGGUACAGUGCUCCUUGCCACAGAUUCCAAGGCUGAGACGAGCCAAGGUGCCUUGGGAACACUAGCAAAUGUUGUAACGUCACUUGCCAGUCUCAAUGAGUCACUUAAUAACGGUGACACUUCUGAAAUUCAGCAAGAAGACCAAUCAGCAAGUGAGAUAACUCGAGCAUUCGAUACUUUGGCUAAAGCACUUACUACAACAGAUGGUGCCACAGCUCAAAAUCUGGCAGAUGGGUUGGAUCCCACAGGAGGUGGAAAUAUUCACGUAAUCAGUAGAGAUCAGUCUACACCAAUAAUUGAAGUUGAAGGACCCUUACUUACAGAUACUCAUGUGACAUUUAAGUUAACAAUGCCUACUCCAAUGCCAGAAUACCUGAAUGUGCAUUACAUUUGUGAGUCAGCAUCCCGAUUACUUUUCCUUUCCAUGCACUGGGCUAGAUCCAUCCCUGCUUUUCAAGCACUAGGGCAGGAUUGUAACACAAGCCUUGUGCGUGCCUGUUGGAAUGAGUUGUUCACUUUAGGCCUAGCUCAGUGCGCACAAGUGAUGAGUCUGUCGACUAUCCUGGCAGCCAUUGUCAACCACCUGCAGAACAGCAUACAGGAAGAUAAUGUGCAAUGUCUACUUGCAGAUAAACUUUCUGGAGACCGAAUAAAGCAAGUGAUGGAACACAUCUGGAAGCUUCAGGAGUUCUGUAACAGCAUGGCUAAGCUCGAUAUUGAUGGAUAUGAAUAUGCUUACCUUAAAGCUAUAGUCCUCUUUAGUCCUGAUCACCCUGGUCUAACAAGUUCUAGCCAGAUAGAAAAAUUUCAAGAAAAAGCUCAAAUGGAAUUACAAGACUAUGUUCAAAAAACCUAUCCAGAAGAUACUUACAGGCUAGCCCGUAUUUUAGUUCGCCUCCCAGCACUUAGACUAAUGAGCUCUAGCAUUACUGAAGAACUCUUUUUUACUGGGCUCAUUGGAAAUGUUCCUAUUGAUAGCAUCAUCCCCUACAUUCUGAAAAUGGAAACAGCAGAAUAUAACGGCCAGAUAACAGGCUCCGCUUCCUAGAAAGGGUCAGCGCAUCUUGACGGAUCUGAAUAACUUUGACUCACUGGUUAAUUGACAUGAUAUGUAUAAAUAUUUCCAAUACGUUGCAUUUUCCUGUUAGUUAUUCUUGUCCAUUUGAAGGCAAGAUAAAAGAAAAAGACUUUGGAAUAAACCUUCUGCAAGAACCCAUUUCUGACAGAAGGAAUAUUAUAAUGUCUUUUGAUGAAAAGGCUAUAGUGAAUUGCUAACAAGCUUGCAAAUAACGCUUUUUAUUUGGAACCUGUUAGUGAGCAGAAAUCCUUUCUAUAAUGUCAAGAUACUAACUGAAAAUUGCUGAACUGAGAAUGUUCUUCUGGAGCCACAGGCAGAGUUCCAUUUGUACAGUGAAGUAUUGCUGUCUCCCUUUCUGUUGGAGUCUUUCAGACCUCCGGAAAAGCUGUUCCUAAGCACGGGAGGGUCCAUUGGAAUGGCAUGCAGUACAAUGCAGAGGACUCCAGCUCUGCGUAGAAGGAAAUCGGCAACAAACCCCCUCCCCCUUGCACAAGCAGCAGUGCCUCCUGCUUGAGCAAUGGGUUCUUUGGAUCCCAGCCAGUGUGUGUAUAUUUUUAAAAAUACCCUGGAAUGAGUAUCCAAAAUUUGCCAGGAUGUAGUGAUAUGAGCACUUUCAAAGCAGACCUGGUGAAACCUGACAUUGCCAUCACCCCUGCUUGAUACAAGCGGGGAAAGAUGAAAAAUAGCAUUUUAACUACAGAUGCAUGAGUGAUUUGUAGAAAAACUUGAUAAGCUGUGGGCGACAAUCAUUUAUGCUAUGAAAUUUCAAUUGUUAUGUGUUUAUUAGUAAUGUGCUUCUUCAAAGCAGAUUUCUAUACUGUUUGAAGUUACAUUUUGCUAAAUUAAUAUAAAUGUUUACAGCAUAAGUGAAACAUAAUGUUUAUGACUCAGCUGUCAGCAUAAUAAAUGCUGUAGAAU